This is a messenger RNA of Aegilops tauschii subsp. strangulata, 924 nucleotides long. Lineage: Eukaryota; Viridiplantae; Streptophyta; Magnoliopsida; Poales; Poaceae. The record is from RefSeq and is a predicted model, not a curated record.
AUGACGCCCCAGCCGUGCGCCCGUGACGCCCCGUCGCCCGCGUCCGCGCGUUUUCUGCUGGUGCCCUGCGUGUCCGUGCACUGCGGAGUGGCUGCUGCCCCUCACCAACCGCGCCGCGUCCGGCUUCGCCUGCGCCUGGCUGCCGAGUCGCCGUGCCGGGCUCUCUCCGGCUCCGCGUCCCGCGCCGGCCGGGUCGCCGCUGCCGCCUCAUGCGCACCGGCCCCGCUCGCCGGCUUCGCGGCCCGCGCCCGCCGGCUUGCCGCUACCGCCUCCCGCAUGUCGUCUCCGCGUCGGGCCUCCCAAGCCUCCCGCUCGCCGAUUCCCGGCCGGCCUCCGCGCGACGCCGUCUCCGCGCACUCGGCCGCUGCUGUGGCUGGCUCCCACUCGCCCGCGCCGACUCCCGCCCCCACCCGUCCGGCGUCACAGCCGCCGGCUCUGCGCGACUCGGCACCGUCCGGCGUCCCGCUCGUCGCUUCAGCUUCGCCCGGAGGCCUCCCGCGCUGGCUGGCUCGCGCCCGCACCCCGGCCGCCCCCGCGCUCCUCUGCCUCGCUCCGGCGGCGCCCCCGCUCCGGUGCCGGCCACCCGAGCCUGGCCGGGUCCAACCCCGCGCCUCUGCUCGCCUCCGCGGCCGACUCCCCUGCGCGCCGGGUCGCCGCGGCCGCCUCCCUCCCCGCGGGACCGCCAGCCGGCUCCGCACCUCCGCGGCCGACCCCCUACGCGCCGGGUCGCCGCGGCCCCUCUGCCCCAGUGUCCCCCGCCUGCGCCACUCCCGCGCCGGUCCGCUGAGUCGCCGGGAGCCGGCCUCCGCAUCCGGCGCCCGCGCGCAACCCGGCGCCGGCUGGGCCGCCCUGCGCCGGUUCCUCCCCGUGCCGGAUUCCCCGCGCGCCGCCUCGAGUGGAAAGCCGUCCGCCUCGCCGCUGUAG